Messenger RNA from Huiozyma naganishii CBS 8797, 2022 nucleotides. RefSeq lists its product as uncharacterized. The coding region runs from base 1 to 2022 and encodes 673 amino acids. Lineage: Eukaryota; Fungi; Ascomycota; Saccharomycetes; Saccharomycetales; Saccharomycetaceae. Gene Ontology annotation, cellular component: cytoplasm. The transcript has a single exon. The record is from RefSeq and is a predicted model, not a curated record.
AUGGGGUCUAUAGACUUGCAGCCGAUAAACAGCACGGCCUCUUUGUCGGAUAACGUUGAGUUGAAGAACUACUAUGAGAACCUGCUGUUCAAGAACGGCAGUGGGAAAUCGUUGACCGAUUUGCCCAGGAAACUGAACGGGGCAGCGAAGAAUGACGGCGCGGAGACAACACCCUUGAGAAGUGUCGAUUUUAUCAGUGGGUUUGAAAGACGCGGGAGUAGCAGUGCCGCGGGGGAUACCCACAACGUGUUCAGUAACUUCCCCAGCUCGUUGAAUCAAGGUGACUACAGCAGCAAGCUGGGGAGCACCCCUAGAAGGCAGUCGAUAUUCAACACGGCGCCAAUCCAGGAAAACGUCGAGUCCUCUUACGUCUCGCAGAACCCGUCCGCACAACCCAUGGCAAUGAGUCCGCCAUUGGGGUUCGGGUCAGCGAGCUUGUUCGCCGCGGAGAGAAGGUCGUCUUAUAUCUCAGAUGCACUGAUCCACGGGAACAACGAGGGACCCACAAGUCCAAACACGUCGGUGACAAGUUUCUCUCCACCAGCGUACACGGGGAUGUUCAACCCCUUGUACACAGGUAACAACUCCACUGGGUACCUACAACAACCGGCAAACCCGUACAGCACCGUAAGGGGCAACACCACCACCACGGCCCCAACUAAUAAUAACAAUAACUCACAGUACGGGUACUUGAACUAUGUCAGUGGUGGUGGCGCGGUCUCCCUGUCGCCACCGCAACAACAACAGCAGCAGCAACGGAACUUGUCCCUCCCAGCUGCGCAACAAGAACACUCGUUUGCAAACAACGGGUUGCGUGUUCUGCCAGGUAAUAAAGUUAGCUCCUCGAAGGAGUUAAGGGAGCUGUAUAGGGACUCCGGCAAUAACUACUUCUCCAGCCAGCAAGUGUACAGUUUUGUCGAUGGAGUCAAUGGGGUACUCUCAGGGACAGCGAAACGGACAGACCCGUUGACCAAAAGGAUGACCAAUUUCCUCAACUUCUUGAAGAGUUCUAACCUCAAUUACAACCCGCAGUCCGACGCGUUCAUUUCGAAGAAGAACAGAAGGUCCAGUGUUCCAUGCACAUCUUCGUCGAACAACGCAAACACAUCCGCGUACUUACAUUACAAACCACUCGCUUUGGUGUCCCUAAAGAACGGGAAACUGGAGUUGCUGUCAACGGCACAGAAUUCCAAUAUGCAGAUGUGUCGGGGUGAUCUCGUGAUCAUCGACGGGGACAGGGGUAAAGAUCUUGCCCUUGUGGUGGAUCCCAGUAUCAAUUUGAACCUUGCCCUGAUGGUCAACUUUUUGAAGAAGAAGAUCCAUUUUGACUCCUUGAUAACGAACAGAAGACAGCACUACCCUAACGAGAAGUUCAUCAAGGCUCUUAUGGACUCUACAAACGGUAUCGCGGACGAGUUGAACCCGAAAUUGUACGACGUUAUCGAAUUGUUACAACUGGUGAUCCCCUCCAAGCAGGUUCUAAGGUUUGCUACCCCUUUCGAGGUAAGUAGCAACUUGCACAGCAAGUUUCAGGAUGAGUUGAAGGCACUGCACAUUGCACAAUUGAAACUGAAGUCCCUGAACAGCGGGCUGAUGCAGCACGACCCAUUGUUAGGCGGUUCCAAACUGAACAUUAAGAUUUUGAACGCUGAAUUCCAAUUCGACCGCAAGAAACUCACUUUCUACUACAUCUGUGAGGAGAGGAACGAUUUCAGGGAGUUGAUCAAAGAACUGUUCAAGUUCUACAAGACACGGAUAUGGCUGUGCGCCAUACCGAACAACCUCGACGUGGACGGGAAGUACUACGAUAACCAGCAGCUGGAAUUGAAGAUGUACCAGGACAUGAUGGCGCACUACGUGACUGACGAUUUGAACGACAUGAACCUUCAACAACAACAGUACCAGCAGGAGCAUGGUGGUCAGAUUGGCGGGUUCAUUGUUGCUCCACCUUUGAACAAGUUGAAACUGGACAACUUCCAACUGGGUGUGUACAAGGAACUUGUGACCAAGUUGUUUUCGUGA